Molecule: messenger RNA, 2066 nt
Organism: Schizosaccharomyces japonicus yFS275
Lineage: Eukaryota; Fungi; Ascomycota; Schizosaccharomycetes; Schizosaccharomycetales; Schizosaccharomycetaceae
Product: U1 snRNP-associated protein Usp105
Exons: 7
Coding region: 67-1935 (622 amino acids)
Biological process (GO): RNA processing; siRNA-mediated pericentric heterochromatin formation
Cellular component (GO): U1 snRNP; nucleus; spliceosomal complex
Source: RefSeq, a predicted model, not a curated record
GCCCAGCAUCGCUUCACGGACCUGCUGACAGCGUUCACGGUUUGCUGUGCAUUGUUUCUUCCUAUAAUGGAUUACGGUGACAUUUAUAUAACAGAAGAGACAGAAUGGGACAACUGCAAUCGUCAGGUCGCUAAAAAUCCGGACGACUUUGAUGCUUGGGAAGCGUUAGUUAGAGCAUCAGAGGGUCUGGAAGGAGGUGUUAAUCGGAACUCGUCAAAACAAACGCUGGACACGCUUCGAGGUGUGUACGAUCGGUUUUUGACAAAGUUUCCUUUGCUCUUUGGUUACUGGAAAAAAUAUGCCGACUUGGAAUUUUAUGUCGCCGGCGUCGAAGCCGCAGAACGCGUGUAUGAACGCGGAAUUGCGGGAAUCCCUUGCUCAGUAGACCUCUGGGCCAACUACUGUGCUUUCAAAAUGGAAACGAGCCAUAAGUCAGAAGAAAUUCGAGAGCUCUUUCAAGCUGGUGCUGAGUCUAUCGGCCUAGAUUUUCUCUCACACCCUUUCUGGGACAAGUACAUUGAGUUUGAGGAGCGACAGGAACGACAAGACAAUGUUUUCCGGUUGCUGGAGAGACUUAUUCGUACCCCCUUGCACCAGUACGCUCGGUACUUUGAAAAGUUUAUGCAGGUUGCACAAACACAGUCGCUUAAUAUUUUACUUCCUGAAGACGUUUUGGCUUCGGUACGCGCCGACGUUCUUCGUGAACCCCCAAAAAUGGUGAAUGCCGGCUCGAAACAAAUGAAAUUGGAGCGUGGUGAACUAGAAAUUGAGCGUGAAAUGCGUGCUCGCAUUCACCGCAUUUUCCUUCAACAAUUCCAGCAGACACAAACCGAAACGGUCAAGCGUUGGACCUUCGAGUCGGAAAUAAAAAGACCCUACUUCCAUGUGAAGGAGUUAGACGAAACGCAGCUUACAAAUUGGCGAAAAUAUCUGGACUUUGAAGAGGUGGAGGGUGACUUCAACCGGAUUGUAUUUUUGUACGAAAAAUGUUUAGUUGCAUGCGCGCUAUAUGAUGAGUUCUGGUUUCGAUAUGCCAGAUGGAUGUCUUCAAAACCUGGUCACGAACAAGAUGUAAAAAUGAUAUACGAACGUGCAGCCGCAAUCUUCACUUCUAUUUCGCGGCCGGGCCUUCGCAUUCAAUAUGCCUUGCUGCAAGAAAAAUGUGGUAACGUGGAUACUGCACGGAUUAUUUAUCAAUCUAUUUUAACACAACUUCCCGGAAAUCUUGAGGCUGUCAUGGGCUGGGUUGGUUUGGAGCGUAGAAUCGCAGUGAACGGUGACCUCUCUAUGGCACGAUCGGUGCUCCGAAGUAUUGUCAAUGAGGGCCAAUGCGAUCCUUCGACAGCCGCCAUUUUUAUUACCGAAGAUAUCAAAUUAACAUGGAAAAUUGAGGGCAAUAUUGAAGCUGCCCGCCAAGCUUUUCAACAAAACGCAGUUGCUUUACGUGACAGUCGCUACUUUUGGAUAAAUUAUCUCACCUUUGAGCUUGAGCAGCCUCUUGAUACCCGAAAUGCAGCAGAACACUUUGAGCAUGUUUCCUCGAUAAUAAACACGAUCCGAAAAGAUACCAACUUGCCCCCUCGCACCAUCAAAGAUCUUGCACGGUUAAGUAUGGAUUAUUUGUUGAAUCGGGCACAGCAUCCUAAUGCGAUUCAACUGUACUUUGAACUUGAUCGUGACACAUUUGGACCCUUUAGUGUUCGGAAGCAUGAUCAAUCUCGCCUUGUGCAAAAUGGAAAUAUCAGCGAGGUAGAAGCCCGCCUACUUUCCAUGCAGGGUCAUCCCGGCAUUGCGGUGAAUGAAGCCAGGAUUAAAAUGGGUGAGUCGCCUUAUGAAAAAUACUUUCGUUCACAAGGUAUCAUGAAAGGUUCAACCGCCCAACUUCCCACCGCCCAGGCAUCAUACCAGACUACUUCAUACGCGUCCCGGCAGUAAUGUUAAUUUUGAUUAAAAGUUGAGUCAUGAAUUCAUAAUACAAUGGACAUGAUAGUUGCCCUGUCGUUUAUAACAUGUGUAUAACAAUAUGAACAAAACCGUCGGUAUAGCAGAGUUCCUGGUUUAGCAAA